CUGCACAGGCUUCCAUUAGAGCAUGAACAAGCGCACACAAUACGAACGCGUGUUCAAUCACUUUGACGACAACGGAGAUGGGAAGAUAUCACCCUCUGAGCUGCAGCAAUGCGUUGAGGCAAUAGGCGGGGAGAUUUCGUCGGCAGAGGCAGAGGCCGUGGUGGAGUUGGUCGACUCGGACGGGGACGGCUUGCUGGGGUUGGAGGACUUCGUGAGGUUUUUGGAAGGAGGGGAAGAGGAAGAGAAGGUGAAUGAUUUGAAGGAGGCGUUUAAGAUGUAUGAGAUGGAUGGGUGUGGGUGUAUAACACCCAAGAGUCUUAAGAGGAUGCUUAGUAGAUUGGGUGAGUCCAAGAGUAUUGACGAGUGUACGACCAUGAUUGCUCAAUUUGAUCUCAAUGGUGAUGGGGUCCUCAACUUUGAUGAGUUUCGGACCAUGAUGUUGUGAUGCCUUCGAUUCACUUUGUUGUUCAUUGAUUAUUUGUUGGUUAUUGUUAUAUUUUCUUUGAAUUUCCCGCCAUAUGAUUAGUU
This is a messenger RNA of Corylus avellana, 528 nucleotides long. RefSeq names its product putative calcium-binding protein CML19. Gene Ontology annotation, molecular function: calcium ion binding. The record is from RefSeq and is a predicted model, not a curated record. NCBI's taxonomy places the organism in Eukaryota, Viridiplantae, Streptophyta, Magnoliopsida, Fagales, Betulaceae.